AGCGAACCUUUGACCGGUUUCAAACGGAUUCGUUGGAAAAUAAGGUAUCCAGUGAGCGGACUGUAAACAGACGGGGUCACAGGUGCCCUUAUCAAACACCCAAACAGUAACUACUGCAGCGUCCAGCAGACAAUGACGCAAGGUGCGACAACUAUCCACCCGGUAAAAGCAACACUUGGUUUGGUCUACGUCAACAGGAGUGAGUGUAGACCUGCAAUACCACACUGACACACACACUUCUCUUACCUCAUUAUCCUCCAGAAAUAUACAAAAUGUCUGGUUGUACCUUUGCAGUGAGUGAGGGUGUGUUGAGGGUGGUGACGGAGGACGUAGUGCAGGCAUCACUGGUCUCUGACAAGGGUGCCGAGGCUACUUUGGUCUCCUGGACCACUGAGACCUUCACUGCUGCCUACGAUGGUGCCACUUCCGAAAUCGCCAACGUCAGGAUACAGUACACGCUGGCAGGGACAGCCGAAGAGGUGUCCUAUGUGGUGAAGGUGACGCCGAGCAGGGCACAAGAAAAAGAGUUUUACAGCAUCAUUUUUGCGAAAGAGUGCAACUUUUAUGCUGAGAUCAUCCCUGCCCUUAAUGCUGUACUCAAAGGCAUCGGGGAAAAGCCUCUGAGAUUUCCCAAAUGUGUUUACUCCAGCCUGGAGCCGGGGAAGGAGAUGAUCAUGCUAGAGAACUUGCAGGAACAGGGUUACAGCAUGCAAGAUAGAACAGUGGGAAUAGACGCUGCUCACAGCCUGCUGGUGCUGCAGGAACUAGCCAGGCUGCAUGCAGCUUCUCUGCUCCUGCAGGCCAUCACACCUCACCAACCCCUGGUACACAGGUUUCAGGCACUGCAGAAAGAAUGGACGAAAGAGUUUAACAUAGGGGGAGAUUUUGAGACAUUCAUAAGUAAUCAUUUGGACGAUGUAGUCGAGAUGUUUGAGAAGAUGGGCGGGUGUGAGGAGGUGGUGGCGUGGGUGAGGAAGAUCAAGCCUGAGGCCUGGACCCUGUACAAGCAGCAACUGGUCGCUACUCCACCAUUUGCAGUCAUCAACCAUGGCGACUGCUGGAUAAAUAACUUAUUGUUCAAGUAUGACAAAGACAAGAGGCCAGUAGAGGUGAAAAUGCUGGAUCUACAGUGCUGCCGUGUGGCCUCAGUAGCAACAGACCUCCUCCUCUUCCUCAAUUUGAACCUCACAGGACCUGUCCGUCGACCCAACCUCAACACCUUCCUGGCCUCCUACCAUGCCACCCUCACCAGCGUCAUGCAGAAGGGCAGCUCCAUCGUACCCUUCACUCUGGAGCAGCUGCAGCAAGAGUAUGUUGACAGGGGAUACUACGGCAUCCUCGAAUGCCUCAUGUGGCUGCCAAACACGGUUCGCCAGCCUGAGGAUAUGAUGGAUAUCCUGGACCGCACAGAAGAUGCCAGGAAUGCGGAGAGAGAUGAUGUAUUAGUAAUGGUAGACAGAAACCCUUUGCUUAAACCCCGUAUCAUCUCAGUCGUGGAAGAAUGGAUGGAAAGAGGUGUUAUCUCUUAGUAGUCUUUUCUCUAAAAAAUAAAUACAGUGGUCCCUCAUCGUCGUUAAUUCGUUCCUGGAAGUGCGAUGAUUAUCGAAAAAGACAAUUUUCGAAUCAAUUUUCCCCAUAAGAAAUAAUGUAAAUACAAUUAAUCCGUUCCUGACACCCAGAAGUAUUAAAACAAAAAUUUUUUUUACCUGAAAUAUAGAUGUAGUACAUAAAUAAUACAAUGGGACAUGAUGAGUGAAACAUUAACAGCAUAACACUUACCUUUAUUGGCGAUUCUUAGUGUAUGGAAGACUGGAGGAAGAGAGAGAUUGGAUUAGUUACUGUUUGGAAAGGGAAUCCCCUUCCAUCAACACCUCAGGCACCAAGUGCUUUUCUGAGGUUACUUCUCUGUUUCUUAAUGCCACUAGGAACAGCUUGAGAGUCACUGGAGUCCUGUCUCACAAAAAAAGUGUCCAGAGAGCUCUGUUUCUGGCAUCUCAUUAAAACUUCCCUAAAAUGGGCCAAGACUCUGUCACUGUACAAAUUGCCAAUAUGGCUUGCAACAUCCUUCUCAGGGUGAUGUUUCUCCAUAAAUCUUUCCAUCCUACCCCACAUUUCACCAUGCCUUAUCACACUGUAUGCCACUACGCUUCUUAAAUCUCUCAAACCCACUUUUGCUGGCCUUAAAUUCACAAUUAUCAGUACUCGUUGCAGGCAAUUUCUUUACCAGAUCGUCAUGCAGCUGCUUAGCAUUUUCACAAAUAAUCGACGUCAUAAGAGUAUCUCCUGCUAAUUGAUUCUCGUUUAUCCACACCAAUAAUAACUUCUCAACAUCUUCGAGUACUGGUGAUCUCAAUUUUGUCAGCAUAUUUACCCCUGCAACAACAGCUUCCUUGAUUUCCUUUUUCUUGACCACGAUGGAAGAUAUGGUUGUACGGGAUUUGUUAUACAUCCUGGCCAGUUCGGCCACAUGUACGCCACUUUCAUAUUGUUCAAUGAUGUUUUUCUUAAAUUCAAUCGUAUUUCUCACUUUCUUUACCAAAGGCUUGGCACUAGGAGCUUUCUUUGGAGCUAUGGUAGCUUAUUUAGCACUUGCAAGCACUAAAAUGAAUGGAAUAUUAUGAAAUAUUUCGUAUGAACAAGUGAGGGGACCGUCGCUCACUGGUAAACAAUGGCACACUGGCUGGAAAGGGAGGCCGAAGCGGCUCAGAGUGUGAGUACACGUCCCGGAUGAAGAACGAUUAGCGAGUAAACUGACCAUUUGCGAGCCAAUGUUUGGACAAGAAUAACGCUACGAUUUCCAUAAAGGACAACUAUCGAGCCGGACGAUUAUUGAGGGACCACUGUAUGGAAACAGAUGUAUGGAAAGAAAUACAUGUAACACUGUUUUUAUUUACUAGGCUAUCCUACGUGAAAUCUGCAUUUAAAUUAGUGUGAGUAAAAACUUAUAGAAAAUCCAUGAAGCAGUCCCCAAAUUUUGACAGUCGGUACGAGCCUCUGGAGGGCACCAAGCUAAAGCUUGGUAUUUUCUGAAAGCAACAUUUAAAUAGAACAAAGAGUUGCCUAACAGUCAACAGGUUAGCAUAGUUUCGGCAUAGCCAAAAUAAUGUGAAGAGCAGCUGUUGUCUGCUGUAGCUGCCAGUAUAUUUAUCGGGCAUUUAUGUACAUGUAAACAAAACAGUAAAAGUAAUGUUAAAGAUAGUUCAGGGAGUUCUAAUAAACAUUUAAUAUAAUCAAACCUUGGCAGAUAUUGCAAGUGUAUAGAAUAGGUAGUAAGUUACUAAAUGCUGUAAAGAGCUUUUAAUGAGGAUUGUGAGGCUCAGGUUAGGGUGUGUAGAAGAGAGGGAAAUUAGUAUUUCCCAGUAAAAGUAGGUCUUAGACAGGGAUGUGUAAAGUCACCAUGGUUGUUUAACAUAUUUAUAGAGGGGGUUGUAAAAGAAGUGGUGUGGAGAGGGUGGAAUUAAAAUAUAUGGAAUCAAAUAAUAAAAUGGGAGGUGACACAGUUACUUUUUGCUGAUGAUAUUGUGCUUUUGGGACAUUCAUUAAGAGAAGUUGCAAAGGUUAGUGGACAAGUUUGGGAGGGUGUGUAAAGGAAGAAAGUUGAAUGUGAACAUAGAUAAGAGAAUGUGGUGAGGGUAUCAGACGAGUUAGGUAAGGAAAAACUGGAUAUCAGAUUGAAGGGGGGGAGUAUGGAAGAAGUGCAUAUGUUCAGAUAUUUGGGAGUAGAUGUGAAGGUUCUCUGUACAUUUCCUAGAUCAACAAUUUCACCUGCUUUGAAAGGUGCUGUUAGUGUUCAGCAAUAUUCCAGCCUAGAUAGAACAAACAACCUGAAGUGUGUCAUCAUGGGCUUGGCAUCCCUAGUUUUGAAGGUUCUCAUUAUCCAUCCUGUCAAUUUUUGCAGCAGAUGCGACUGAUACAAUGUUGGGUCUUUGAAAAUGAGAUCCUCUGGCAUUAUCACGCCAAGGUCUUUUACAUUAG
Messenger RNA from Cherax quadricarinatus, 3975 nucleotides. The record is from RefSeq and is a predicted model, not a curated record. Lineage: Eukaryota; Metazoa; Arthropoda; Malacostraca; Decapoda; Parastacidae.